GGUGUAUUUAACGCCGGUCCCUCGACCAUCAUGAACAUCCUUUCUUCUUUCUUUCUCCUCAGCCCUCCAGCCAACCCAACAGCUCCUGAGUAUCUCUGACUCUUUGACUUCGGUCGUCCACUCUUUCAAAACCAAACGCCAAUAGCCUUGUGCUUCACGCAAAUACAUUCACUUAAUACCCCCUUCGUUCUUAAACGAAAACCCUUUAUACCCUUCAAAUCAGUCAAAAUGCGCUUCACUGCUGCUGCUGUCAUCCUGGCCGGCUCUGCCGCUGCCCACACCACCCCUGCCGGCUCGACCGUCUACAGCACCGCCUACGAGACCGUCACCUCGUGCGCCCCCACUGUCACCAACUGCCCGGCCUCGUCGACCGUCGUCAGCUCCAGCAUCGCCACCCUGACGCCCUCGACCGUCUACACCACCUCGGUCCAGACCAUCACCUCGUGCGCUCCCACCGUCACCAACUGCCCCGGCAAGCCCUACGUCGUGACCCAGACCAUCCCCGUCUCCACCACCCUCUGCCCGGUGACCGAGACCAAGAGCCACGGCAACGGCACCGCCGGCGUUCCUUCCACCGUCAAGACCGCCACCGUCCCCGGUGUCAAGCCCACCGGCAGCACCCUCCUCCCCGUGCAGCCCCCUACCACUGGUGUCUUCACCCAGGCUCCCCCGGCUGCCUGCCCUACCAAGUCGGUUGAGACCAUCACUUCGGCUGUCACCAUCGUGACCUCGACCGUCAUCUACAAGACCCACGACGUUCCCUGCCCGACCGGCGGCAACGUCCCCCCUACCGGCGGUGUCCCCACCGGAACUGGCAACGUUCCCCUGCCCCCUAAGCCCACCACCCCGGCCACUGCUGGUGCCGCUACCUUCGGUGCCUCGGCCGUCCUGGCUGCUGCCGCCCUUGCCCUCCUGGCUUAAGCGGUUGUCAAUCUAAAGCUUGACUUGAAUUUUUUGUUUCUUGCGAAAUAACCCCAUCCCUGUUACCAAAACAAACAAUCAAGCCUCAGCCUGGGCAAUGUAUCUCAUUUGUCGAUUUUAAAAGCAAAGCCUUGGUGGCUAUGGCGAUCUUUUCAUGUGAAUACUUGGGAUGAUGUCCUAGCUAGCGUUUCAAAUAUGGCAUGGCAAAUAUAUGUACCCUUUUAUAAUCAUAAUCACAUAUCGGGGAACGUCUUGGGGGAGCCUGCAUCUUUUUUGCUGGUGACUCUGGGUGGAACCGUUUUGACAAUACCCCCUUUUUUUGCUUCAAAAGUAGCAUUUCGAAAAUGUGAUGUCUUAGAAAGUUGACCAACUCUGCUAACAACAGAAACAACAACUGACCGUAGCAA
Molecule: messenger RNA, 1328 nt
Organism: Pyricularia oryzae 70-15
Lineage: Eukaryota; Fungi; Ascomycota; Sordariomycetes; Magnaporthales; Pyriculariaceae
Exons: 1
Coding region: 229-921 (230 amino acids)
Source: RefSeq, a predicted model, not a curated record